CUGAUGAAGUCUUGUGAAUUGAUGCAAUAUCAGGUCAUGGAGGGGAGCAAGGACAUUCAAGAGUCAGCCACUGAACCUGUUGUUAAAGUACCCAGAGAGCCUGCCAUCAUUACCAAUGGUGUACCAUACUUGCCUCCUGAAUUCUCAUCUGGUUCACAACUUGCAGUAAGAGAUGCUUCGCGAUCUCGAGUCAACCAUCGCUUUGGGGAAUGGCUAGAAGAGCGGAAAGCGAGAAAUCUGUUUGGAGACACGUACUAUGUAGGGAAAGUUGUCAAGUAUGGCAGUGAAAGAAAUUGGUGCAGUGUUGUCUAUCAAGAUGGAGACCAGGAAGAUCUUGAGUGGCACGAACUGGAGGACAUCCUACUGCCAUUGGACAUAACCAUUCCACUCGAAACACUUGUGAUGGAGAAGUUCAAACUUCAGAAUGUUGUUCCCGACUACAAAACUAAGGUGGCUAGACCUAGAACUAAUGUUGCCAGCACUCAGAUGGUGGUUUGAGCAGUAAAUGGCUAAUAGUCAAACAACCUACCACUCCCAUCGUUUCUUCAGGUGUCAGCAUCAGCAGGAGGCUUUCCACCAGCAACCUUCUCUGACUACCCACCCACACACAGAGCAGCACAGCCUCCAGCUCCAGCCCAUAGAGGCACGAGUUAA
Messenger RNA from Triticum aestivum (bread wheat), 654 nucleotides. RefSeq lists its product as uncharacterized. The transcript is spliced from 2 exons. Lineage: Eukaryota; Viridiplantae; Streptophyta; Magnoliopsida; Poales; Poaceae. The record is from RefSeq and is a predicted model, not a curated record.